This is a messenger RNA of Lachancea meyersii CBS 8951, 1167 nucleotides long. Lineage: Eukaryota; Fungi; Ascomycota; Saccharomycetes; Saccharomycetales; Saccharomycetaceae. The record is from the annotation of a GenBank genome assembly.
AUGCUGUCCAUUACCCAGCAGGAAAGCGGGCUUACUGAAAUGCAGCAACAAGUAUCCGAAAUUGUCCAACAUGGAGUAAUUGACCCGAAUUUUAAAUUUACGGACUCAGAUUUUGAGAUCCUGUCGACACUUCGAUACGACCCUGGAUUCACGAACUCCAGGACAUCUGCCUCGAGACAUGCUCGGCCCGCUACAGGCUGGAAUGAGACUGGUAGCGUUGAUCCACAACUGACCGCUGUAGACCUUCACGAAUCUCUACGAGAAAAUGGCGAGAUGUCGCACGACGAGAACUCGCUGUUCCAAUUGAUAAAAGAAACCCAACGAGACGUCCAACCUAUAUCACCGCCCACAGAACUAGAUAAUGAAGAAACUACUGAAAGCUCAGAAUCAGAGCUGCUCAAAACAUUUUACAACCGCUUCUUGCUUCUGGGCGAACAAUUUAAGCGCUUGACGCUGGCACUAGACUAUUUCGGGUGGGAUCUUGAGAUUUCAAUUGACCUUUUACUCGAAAAAUUGAUUCUGGCGUUGCCGUGUCCCAUCGAAGCCGCCACCAAUCUACACACACGCAUGCAAAGCCUUUACACUGACGAGACGUGCUACAAAAUGAGAGUCUUGGUAUCCCAUACAGGUAAAAUGCGCAUUGAGGCACAUGAAUUACCGUCGAACCCUAAUCGUUUCUCGACCCCAUCUCAAUAUUUCCUCAACACGAUUCUGGGUGGGCUUUUAGAUAAAUCAAAUGACGCAGUUUGGGAUGUAUUCAUCGAUACACAGGCCAUGACUGCGUCUCCCUUCACAACAUUCAAAACCACACGCAGAGACCACUACAAUGCUGCGCGAUCGCGAAUGGAAGAAAUGCGUUCAACCAUUGUCAAUUCAGGAGCAAGGUCUGAAAUCCUAGUAUACAAUAAUGCGUUUGAAUUAAUGGAAGGUUCCAUUACCAGCGUUGCAGUACUGCAGGAAAAACCUGAGGCCGUGAGUUUUUUCUACCAAACCCCGUAUCUUUCAACGGGUUGUCUAUGUGGCGUUAUGAGAUACUACCUAGUAAGUAAGAACCUCAUAAACGAAGGACAGAUCGACGUCCGAGAUUUACGGGUUGGUGAUACCGUACUUUUGUUCAACGGCGUCAUGGGGUGCGUGAAGGGUGUUAUUCGUAACUCCUUGGAGUGA